This is a messenger RNA of Notodromas monacha, 1368 nucleotides long. NCBI's taxonomy places the organism in Eukaryota, Metazoa, Arthropoda, Ostracoda, Podocopida, Cyprididae. The record is from the annotation of a GenBank genome assembly.
AUGGUUGCUGGCAACAUGUUUGCGUUGUCGGAAGAUGUUACGAAUGAGUACAAUGAUCUGGAAAGGGAUGAAGUGAACAUAAUAUCCGGUGCACUUGACUUGAAGAAGAAGACGGUUUCCGAGGUGAUGACGAAGCUUGACGACGUUUUCAUGCUGUCGUAUGAAGCCGUGUUGGACUUUACGACGAUGUCGGAGAUUCGACGGAACGGCUACUCGAGGAUUCCAGUUUACGAGAGAGAUCGGUCCAAUAUCGUUGGAGUGCUGUAUGUGAAGGACUUGGUGCUGAUGGACCCUGAUGAUGAUACCCCCUUGAAGACGCUGUGCGAUUUCUAUCAAAAUACCUGCUUCUUCACGUUUCACGAUACGACCCUUGACGUCAUUUUCAGACAGUUUAAAGGAGGCGACCGUGGGCAUAUGGCUUUUAUUCAACAAGUCAUCGAUACGGGGGAGAAGGAUCCGUUUUACGAAGUCAUCGGGAUUGUAACUCUCGAGGACGUGAUCGAGGAAAUUAUUCAAGCGGAAAUUGUGGACGAGACCGAUGUUUUCACCGACAAUCGGACGAAAAAACGAUUGCGAAGAAACGAAGCUCGAGAAAACGAGUCCUUAUUCGUGAACAAAAGACUCGACACGAAACUGCGGAUCUCACCUCAGUUGGCCAUGGCUGCUUUGCAGUAUCUUUCUACAUCCGUGGAAGCUUUCAAACCGUUUCGAAUCUCGGAGCAGAUCCUACGAAAGCUGCUGCAGCAAGACAUAUUUUUUCUCAUCAAAGCGCCGAAAGUUUGGGAAGGCAAUGGAGAAUCGAGCUACAUGAUUUAUCAGCGGGGCAAGCCGGAAGACUAUUUCGUCCUUAUUCUCGAAGGCAGAGCGGAAGUGAUUGUUGGAUCAGAAAAUCUGACUUUUGAAGCUGGACCUUUCACUUGUUUCGGAAUGCGAGCCUUGGGAUUUCUCGACAAAGAUGAUCCCGGCCCUGCUGAUCAACCAAGAUUUAGCAUAUUCAGCACUGGAGCUAUUCAAAACUCUCGUUCAGGUUCACAGCAGUUGAAUUCGGUUCAUUUCUCCCAAAGCCAAGAGAAGAUGAGUCCUGGCACGGAAAAGAAGCUCCUCUCUAAAAAACCGUCAACUUUGGCGAGAAACACUUCACACAAGAAUCCGUCCCGAGACCCUCCCGGCGACGACACCUUUGAGGAAACGGCGUUGUUGGUACCGCCUUUGUGCCACUCACGCCCUACGCUCAAGAAGAACAAACAAAAGAUCAACAACAACAACAACAUUUUGGCCGGGUGCUCAGGCGCGUGUCCCCAUUGGAACUCUUGUCCCUCGGUUAUGGGAAAACCACCACCACCUGACAAUCCCGUGAGGAAGAAUUAG